Molecule: messenger RNA, 1848 nt
Organism: Orycteropus afer afer
Lineage: Eukaryota; Metazoa; Chordata; Mammalia; Tubulidentata; Orycteropodidae
Gene: PP2D1
Product: protein phosphatase 2C like domain containing 1
Biological process (GO): protein dephosphorylation
Molecular function (GO): protein serine/threonine phosphatase activity
Source: RefSeq, a predicted model, not a curated record
AUGAGAGUAUCAACAUUUGAUUCAGAUGAGGCUGUCUCACAUCAAAGCAAAAAAAUAUAUAGAAAUAUAAAAAAAAAGAAGAAGAGAUCACUGGAAAUCACUGAAGACUAUGAUGAGCAGCAGGCCUCUAAGCAAGUGGUCACAUUUCCCUGUUCCAUAUGCAAGCAUGAAAUUGACCUACCCAGUUUUUUCUUCCAUAAAAAGCAACAUAAAGCUCUGACAUCACUGGGUUUUCACUGGAUGGGUGGGAAGAAACCAGAACAAUCAGAAAUUGUUGCUCAGAGACAGUUUUUAAUUACCAAACUAUUGUCAUCUUUUAUAUUCAGUGAAAAAGUCCUACAGAGCAUUAAUAAUGCUUUUGAGCUGAUUUGGAAGAAACACUUACCAGCAUACUAUAAGAUUAUUGAUAAUAUUGACAGGAGUUCUAUAUACUCUCAAAAAAUACGCCAUCUCUUGAUUAAAGGAGUAGCCAUUUGUGAAGACAGAAAUUCUAUGUGGAGAACUACCAUGGAUGAUAAAUUCACUAUUGUGAAUAAUUUUGGCAAUAAACCCAAUGUGUGCUUUUUUGGUUUGUUUGAUGGGCAUUAUGGUGCUUCAGCAGCCAACUUGGCAUCAAUGGAACUCCCAAUUUUACUUCUCCAUCAAAUUUCCAGAUUUGAUCCCUCCUACCAAAUGACCCCUGAAGAGCAAAAUGUAAUAAAUUCUUUUCACACUGUAUUUAAGGAAGAAUACAGAAAAAUAGAAGACCACUUUUCUUUCACACCUCAAACAACAAAAACAUUGCACUGUGAGUUUGAUGGCAUACACAAAGCCUUUGCAAAGGCAUUUUGGAGAAUGGAUAGGCUUUUACGUCUUGGAAGGAAAGAAGUGUCCAGAGUUCGAUGGAGUGGCUGUUCUGCAGUUACUUGUAUAUUGGAAGGCAACAUUAAAAAUGUCCAUGCUAAUAAUGAUGAGAGAAGAAAACAUGAUCAUGGUGGUCUGACAGACAGUUCUUCUUUCACAAAUAUAGCACAAAUAGUUUCUGGAGUAUUACAUGUUGCAAACACUGGUAAUGUGCAUGCAGUCUUAUGCAGAAAUGGGAAAGGUUUUUGCCUAACCAAAGAACAUACCAUGCAAAAUGUAAUGGAAAGAAGAAGAGUACUUCAAAACGGAGCAAUAAUUGAUGCAAAUGAACCAAAUGGGCUCCUGGAAGGGCAAACAAAAACCACACGAGGACUUGGAUUUCACGGAAAUCUCAAAUUGAAAAAAUUUAUGAUUCCAGCACCUCAAACUAUCUCAGUCCCUAUAGAUGACUUAUGUCAAUUUCUUAUCCUAGCUACUAAUGGACUCUGGGAAGUUCUAGAUAAAAAGGAAGUCACUGCAUUGGCAAUGACAAUAUUUCACAUGUAUACGGAAAAACACUCUUCUAUCACACAAAAUAACUCUUCACCAGGCAAACUCAGUGAACCAAGUAUUAUGAAAUCAGAAAGUAGUAUCCACAUAUUGUAUCAGGAUAAUUCUUUAUCUAAAGAAUGUAUGUUAGCUACAAAAACAAAAGAAAAUGUAUGUGAUUCAAAAUCUUCUAAACAUUCUACCCUCAACCUUGAAAAUUCAGAAAAAUUUCCACCAAAUAUGACUAAUCAUGCACCUUACAGCGGGGAAAAAACGAAUGGUCCAGGCAGUGUAGAUGGUGUGCCAACAGAUCCAAAUGAGAAGGAAAAAGAACCACACACUGAACAUUUCUAUGAAGGUGCAGCAAAGUACGUUAGCCAUGAACUUGUAAAUGCUGCUUUAGCAGCUGGCUCCAGAGAUAACAUUACCGUCAUGGUAGUACUUCUCAAUGGAAGUGAUUAUCACUUUCUGAUAUAA